GAGUCGUUGAAUUAAAGCACAACUAUUCGUUGCUUUUGCCCCCUCUCUUCUCGCUCUUCUCUCGUCUCUCUCAGACACACGCACGUAGAGAAAACUUUGUUUGCAGCGAAAUGUUCCGCCGUCUUGCCGCCUGCGUGCCGGCCCUCGCAGCCGCCCGCUUCUACACCCCGUCGGAGGAGCUCAAGAAGCUCUACGCUAGCGACUUCGAGCGUGCGCAGUACCCGGUGAACAUCGUGCCGAGCGACUCCGUCACCUUCGCGAAGUUCCUCUACAAAGCUGCGGAGCCGAAGAACCAGCUCGACGUCGUGCUGAAGGACUUCCAGACCAUCGUGGCGGCCAUCCCGAAGCUGCCCGUGUUCUGGGAGCGCACGGUGGUCGUGAGCGAGGUGAAGGACUUCCAGUCUCUCUCCGCCCCGAUGGUGUUCACGCUGGAGUGGAUGCAGAGCAACGGUAUGCUGGAGCUGCUGCCCGACGUCGCGGACGUGUACGAGACGUACGCGAACGCCAAGAUGAAGCGCGUGGCGGCGAAGGUUUACGUGGCUCCGGGUAGGGAGGGCGACCGCGCCCUGCAGGAGCAAGCGAAGAAGGUCGCGGAAAAGGUGGUGAAGGACAACAGGGAGCUUGCGGGCUACUCGCUGGUGCUGAAGGUCAUCGUCGACCGCUCCAUCGUUGACGGCUUCGCCGUGGAUGUGCAGGGCACCUACGUGAACGAGGCGGUCGGCCGCGAGAAGGAGUCGCAGUCGUCCGGGGAUGCGGACUACACGACGAUCCCGGCACCCCGUCUGUCCAAGACCACCUGGGAGGACAACAUCGAGACGGAGGUGCUUCACAAGUACCUGGAAAGCCUCGCGCAGUACGACGCCGAGGAGCUAAAGACGGGCGUCUAA
Molecule: messenger RNA, 887 nt
Organism: Leptomonas pyrrhocoris
Lineage: Eukaryota; Euglenozoa; Kinetoplastea; Trypanosomatida; Trypanosomatidae
Exons: 1
Coding region: 111-887 (258 amino acids)
Biological process (GO): proton motive force-driven mitochondrial ATP synthesis
Molecular function (GO): proton-transporting ATP synthase activity, rotational mechanism
Source: RefSeq, a predicted model, not a curated record